Anthonomus grandis grandis is the source of this 9773-nucleotide messenger RNA. RefSeq names its product regulator of G-protein signaling 11. The record is from RefSeq and is a predicted model, not a curated record. The coding region runs from base 449 to 2971 and encodes 840 amino acids. The transcript has 16 exons. NCBI's taxonomy places the organism in Eukaryota, Metazoa, Arthropoda, Insecta, Coleoptera, Curculionidae. Gene Ontology annotation, biological process: regulation of G protein-coupled receptor signaling pathway; intracellular signal transduction; G protein-coupled receptor signaling pathway.
ACCGCGGCCAUUGUGGUCCGGAGUAUCGAGCAGUCCGGUCGCGAGCGUCCGUCGUGUUGCAGGUGCACACUCUCUUUCUCUUUCUAUUCCUCCCGACCCACCACUACUCACUCUCACACUCAAAUCCAGUUUUCAGUUUAGCCCGCGUACCUAAUCAUCAACUGCAUGCGGCACGGCACUUAUCGUAACCUCCUCAUUUUUGCACUGUGAGAGGAUUGUUGCACGGGCGACGUGCGGAGGUAUUGCGGGCACUGCAUCCGGUGUAUGGUGUAAGACAAAGUGGCCUCGGAUGAUUUCUCACGCGCCUUUUGCUGUGGCGGCGUGUAUGUGGGGGUGAGUGCGGGCGUGAUGGGGCGGGGGCAGAGCUCGCCCAUGGAGCUCGGCUAAGGUGGCGCGCCCCUGCCCGGCCGCCCGGCCCCCCCUCCGCCCUCCGCCCGCCGGCUCACACAUGGAGCCGGACCAUCGGGAGCAACGACUAUGCCAUAGGCCGAAAGCCUUUGACAAAAUGGAGACGCUGGUCAAAGAAAUGCAAGACACGGAGUCAGGGGGCGUGCCAGUAAGAAGUCAAAAGAUCUUUUUAACAUCCAUUCCUGCCGCUUUUAUGGGUUAUGAUCUGAUUGAGUGGCUAAUUAUGAGGCUUGAGAUAGAAGAAUCUGAAGCCUUAAAUAUAGCCAACCAACUAUGUCAAUACGGCUAUUUUUUUCCUAUCAGCGAUUCCAAGAACCUAGUAGUCAAAGACGAUAGCUCCCUCUAUAGAUUUCAAAACCAUUUUUAUUGGCCUUGGCGUAACAAACCUCCCGAUAACGUGGACUACGCCAUUUACCUCACGAAACGGUCGUUACGCAAUAAGCAGCGCCACGGUCUGGAAGAAUAUGAGUUCGAGGCUUUUACCAAUUUAAAAAGGAACUUAUCCAACAAGUGGGAUAUCAUCGUCGCCCAGGCAGAAGAACAGGUGAAGCAGCAAAAAUCGAUGAAAAAACCUGACAAGUUGAUCAGCGACUCACAGGAAAAGGCUUAUUGGAGGGUACACCGGCCACCACCAGGUAUCACCAGCUCGUUGGAGCAAGUUCCCGUACCUACGAGAUGCUGGAAUGGAAUUAAACCCAAGAAGAAAACUAUUGAGGACUGCAGAAGAGAGGUUGAGCUGCUAAGAACAAGUUUAUACAGGACAAGAAUAAAGGUUUCUCAAGCCUUGGAAGGACUGUUACAGCAUGUAGACACCUACACCGAGUACGACCCUUUGCUGGUACCACCCCAACCAUCAAACCCCUGGGUAAACGAAGAUAUCACUUAUUGGCAACUGAAUGCACCCUUAGUGGAAGUGCCCACGGAAAAGCGUGUAAAAAAAUGGAGCCUGUCAAUGGAAGACUUACUGUGCGACCCUACAGGGGUUCAGGAGUUUACGAACUACUUACAGAAAGAGAAAAGCGAGGAAAACAUUUUAUUUUGGCUGGCGGUGAACGAUUUAAGACGAUCGUCUCAGUCGCAGGUUUUGUGGAAAAUAAAGGAUAUUUACGAAAACUAUGUGAAACAUGGCUCGCCACGUGAAGUGAACAUCGACAACCAGACGAUGGAUAAGGUGUUAGAAGGAAUGAAGAACAACAGCAGGUUCUGCUUCGACGCUGCUCAGGAGCACGUGUACAAUCUGCUGCUGAAGAAGGACUGCUAUCCGAGGUUCAUCCGAUCGGAAUAUUAUAAGAAUCUUCUGUCCAAUGGGAUUCAGCCUCUACAAAAGAAACGAUUUUUCGGUUUUGGUCCGACUAAAAAGAAAUCGUCGACCAGUUCGCAACCGAACCAGUCUUCGUCACAGGUCGGCUCGGUAGCGAUACCGGCGUGCGGCGGCGCACUUAGUAAACGACGCGGUAGCGACCGAAGUUUGUCGGGUUCCGCGCAUGAAAUUUCCCAUUUUGGAGUGGGCAGCGGCACGCACACCACCGUCAUUAAGGAGCCAAAGGUGUCCCACUCGCACUCGCAGAGUAACUUGAGCGAUAUCCCUUAUAGGGGAGACCUAGACCUGAACAAAACCAGCCCGGUGGCCACCUACAGUCCGGUUAAGAAGCCGAGCAUUAUCCCUGCAGCCUCUACAUCUGAAGAAGUGUGUCCCUGGGAGACACCCCCGUCACCCCCAAGGACUCCUACGAGAAAUCGAAAAAAUUCCACCCAUAUGGACUCUGAAAGUUCCUCAUCUGAUAUUAGCGAACGGGUUGCGGAAACCAGCGAAAAGGUCCAACGCAGCUUACUUACUCAACAACACACCCUCGACUGUGGCAAAAAACUGCACACACUAGACACUUACGAAACCCCACGGAGAGCGUCUGUCUCGGUGCCAAUUACACACAGCACCUCGGGCAUAGAGGGCGCCCGACGUAAAGUGUCCUCCUUCGAGGACAACAGCAGCUCGAGCUCAACGGGAGUGUCCGCAAUAUUCGUGAUUCCUAGUGACAAAGACAAUAAAUCGAACGACGGGACAGGAAAGGUUCUACAAAAGAGUCACAGUAUGUCCAAAACGGGUUCGAUGCAUAGUGGGACGCCCAUUAUUAGCGUAAGCUCAGCUACGGAUGAUGUGAUUAGUGAAGGUGAUGGUCCCUUUGAUCCACCCGAGAUAUCUUUGGAAGAGGUUGCGGAUGAGGAAAAAGAUAAUAGUUCUACAGAUACAGCUAAGUUUGAGCCAGUGGCAGGGCCAAGUCAUUCCGAGCCGGUGCCCACAGUAACGAUCAGCAUAGAACAUAAAGCGCCGUUGGCCGAGCCGGAUAGCGAGUCGCCUGCUAGUGAACUUCCUCCUUCGGAAAUUACCUUGACCGAAGGAGAAAAUGCUGGAGCAGCAGCAGCUGAAGGAGAGCAGGCCAGUAAAGUAAAAGAAGGCGAAGAAGAUGAGGGUAGGAACACUGAUGUCUGCCCAUGGGAGGAUGAAGAAAGCUGCAGAGUAAAUACCCCAUUCGUUAAGAAAUACGCAACCUUAGGAUACCUUUAACCGUCAAAAGAAUUAUUUGUGUAAAACACGUCAUUAAAUCGCUUCUAGCUGAAAACCGUAAGAGUUCUACAGGCUGGGAGGUAGAGGUAAUUCUUGUAGAAUGUAGAACUGCAAAAGUAUAUAAGAAAAUAUUAUAGAUUCGUGUGCUACGUAAAUAUUAAGUAUAGAUAGGCUAAUUUUACUUGGUAUAUACAGUGUCUUUUUCCUCCUAGCCUAAUAUUGCAGAUGAAAAGUAAACAGUUUAAUGAAAGGUCUCAAGAGUUAAUUAGGCAUUGAAUUAUUUUAAUUCAGAGAAGCAACUUUGGUGUCAAUAUUUGCCAGCAAAUUCACUAAUAAAUACAAUACGACGUUCUACGAUAAUGCUGAGAAUUUUUCAGCUCAAACAUUCCUGGUGCUUACAUGUAACAAUCCAGAUGUUUACACAGAACGUUCCAGAAUAUUUAUCUGGAAUAUUCUUGCUAUAGAUUAGUGAGUUUAUGCUGUGAUUCUCUGGAAUAAUUUAAAAUGGCCUUUAACCUCUUAGAUCUGACAAUAAUGAAUAACAGAGAUUUUUAUGGAGGGUGGAACUUAUUACAGGGUUGAUAAAGAAAAGGCUGCAUUUGACAAAAUGUAAUUUUUAAAAAAAUUUAAUUUAUAUUAUUAAUGCGCGCACUUUUUGGAACGCACAUACUUAAUAUACAAAAGAUCAUAUACAUUUCUUAUAAUUAAUAUGAAAAAGGGGUUUUUGUUUGCUUUUAUUGUUUUAUAUCGUUUUAUCAAAUGCAGACUAUACGAACGUCUUAUAAAGAGACUAUUGGUGUUUUUAUGUGAUGUUUAUAUAAUAUAUUGUUUUCGGGAUUUAACAGAUAUAUUUUAGUGAUUCAUCAUAUAUUUAUAUAUUGGUCAAGGAUACAUUUUUUAAAUAUUUUUUAAUAGAAAAAAAAACAAUAUAUUUUAUAAACUUUCUUAUUGGUAAAUAUAAGGGGUUAUUUGAUUGGCAUGCCCUUUAUUGCAUUUAAAGUUAAUUUUUUCUUUUAUUUAUAUAUUUAAUAUUGUUAAGUUUUAAAAAAUGGCUUGAGAACCCUUUGAUUUGAAGAAAAAUUGUUUAUUUUUUUUAUUUCAAAAUUAUUUAUUAAAUUUAAAAAAAAACAGUUUUAACUAUCGCCAAAUGGCAAAGUCUAUUACGAAAGCCUGAUUUAAAUUAGUCGAUUACAUGGUUAAUAAUAAUGCUUUCAAAUGAACCUUCAAUAUUUUUUUUAAUAUUCAACGUGAAUGAAUAUUUUCGCGGCUUUAAUGAAUCAUCCAAGUGAUUAUGAUCAUAAAUUAUUCAAUUAAUAUUCACUCUUAUUAAAUGAAUUCAAUAUUCCUUAGCACUUAGUAUAAAUUAUCAUUUUCACAAGCAUUUAUACAUUUUACACAUAAUUUUAAGUGAAUUAUUAUCAAAAAUGGAAAAUAUCUCGCCCUUCAAGUUGAAUACUUGCAUGAAUCAUUCAAAGUGCUUUUAACCAUUGAAGAGGAUUGGAUUUAGGUGAAUUAACCAAAGCAAAGUAUUAAGUUUCCUUAAUAAUAACAGUCAAUCAAAUUGUGUAUAUUAAGGAAAUUGAAUGAAUAAAUAUAUCACUGUUAUCGCAGGAAUCACUGCUGAAUAAUUAAGUAAUUCACUUAAAGAUAAUAUUCCUCUGUAUAAAAAGUGAAUAGUACAAGGUUUAAUUCACUUCAUCAUCCAAAAUGAUUUUAACCAUUAAUAAAAAUAAAAUAUACGUAAAUCAAUUAGUCUGAGUUAUUAAGUGAAUUUAAGGAAAUGAGUGAUUAAUUGAAUUUUUGAUAAUGCAAAAGAGUAAAUCCUAAUUUAAUUUUCCUCAAUAUUUAACGUAAAUGAAUUCAGUUUCUAUUAUAAUGACGGUGAAUCAAAUUAGUAAAUACUUCGCCGUUCGUCACUGAAUGAAAGUUAUUUCAUAUGAUUCGCUUUUAUUGAUUCAUCCUAUAGAAUUUUCGAUAAUGAAGGGAAGUAACGCGUGGUUUAAUUUUUCUCAAUACUCCACGUGAAUAAUCAGUUUUGUGCCUUUAAGGAAUCAAUCAAAAUUAAUUAUUGUAUCUGUGGGAACCCUGAAAAUGAGUGAGUAUUUGAGAAAAUUAGUAAUUGAUUCAGUUAAUCACUUUUGCAGAAUCAUUUUUACUUUGGAUGAUUCAUCAUUGAUGUUGAUAAAGGAUUUUAGUGAGGAAUCAUUUCAAUAAUAUAGACAUUAAAAGAUACCUUAAUACUCAAGGUGAAUGAUACGAAUGGGUAAUGAUACGAAUCUAUUUUACGAAAUUAAUUAUUUUACCUGUAAGAAUUCUGCAAAAGAGUGAAUAUUUGAGAAAAGUAGUGAUUGAUUCAGUGAAUCACUUUUGCAGAAUCAUUUUUACUUUGGAUGAUUUAUAAUUAAUGUUAAUGAUGUGUUGGGGAAUAUUUUAAUAGUAUUGGCAUUAAGAGGCAUAGCUAUUAUUUUUGAACUCUUUCACAGUGUUUAACGUGUAUUGAAAACCCAGUUUAUUUGGUCUGAUGAUGCCAUUUAAGGUAAAACGUGCAAAAUGUAAAAUUUUUGCGAUUUAUGUGGUCACUAGUCACUAUCAACUGCAAUCAAACUGAAAUUUCCAUCUGAUAAAAAUUGACAUUUCCUUGCAAAUAUUUUUUACAAGAAACCUUUUAACCAUCAUGUAUAUCUUUAUUGAGCCCAAGAUAUACACGGUGCAAAGUUUUCCGAAAAAAAAGAAACUUUCUAUUGCGUAAGUUUUGACACACAAUAUUAUAUACCUCAUAUUUAUAUUUAUGUGUUACAUUCUAAACUAUAUUAUAUAACUAUAUAUUCACUAUGUAGCUUAAAUGACACAGAAAAUUCAUAAAAAAGGGAUUCCGCAAGGGUUGUUGAAAAACGGUGCAGAACCCCGCGGAUCCGCCCAAAAAAAAAAUGUGUCGCAAAAAAAAUAUUUAAACUGUUAUAACAUUUAUGUGUCGUAGAGUAAAUAGUUGUUUAGCACUUAGGGUAAAAAUAGUCAAAAAUUCGUUAUCUAAGACAAAAAUUGUUGGCCUUUGCAACUUUUUUACAAAUCGGUAGUUUCCCUUUUGGCCAUUUGAUUGUCAUACUCAUUCAAAUCGCAUGCAGUUUCUAUAAUAAUAAAUUAACAAAACAGUUUUUUAAAAUAGACAUAGAGACGCAUUGAACAGGGCAGUACAAAGAAUUUAAAAAUAUGUGCCAAUAUAUAUGUUUAUUUUUUUAAACUCUUGGAUUUGAAAAUAGACCCAUUUGUGCCGGUUCUGUUUUAUAUGAUCCAAGAAAAAUUAUUGGUGGUGCAGGCUAAAGACUUAGAUAGAGGGUGGUUCAUGUUAUACAUAAAAAAGUAUUCUCUUGCUAUGUGUGUUUUAUUAUCUUCAUACUUACGAAGAAUUAUCACGAGAUUGCUUGCUCCCAGGUGCAAGCACGGUCCCAUGUGGAUCAAUUAAAAAAAAUACACAUCUUUCGGGUUUGAAUAACAUUUGACAACGCGGUGCAAUAUGCUGUCUUUAUGCCUUUUUCAUCAUGCGCACAGUCAUAAUUUUCACGUUUUUUAAAGUCAACGACGGUGCCGUCACGUUUACAAAUCAGACUUGUAAAGUAAAUAACGAGUUUUGCUUAUGAUGACGUUGGGUAUUACUAUAUUGAUCAUUCAGCAAAUCUAGUUUAUUCAAAAAGAAAGAUCGAUUGUAUUAAACAAAUAGAUAAAUAGUAAAUAAAGCAUACAACAUCAGGUCAAUUGAAUUUAAAAUUGGUUCGUAAACAGUAAACGAAAAGUCAUUGUUGACGUCAUCACAACAGUAAAAGUUUAUAAAUCUACAUUAACAGCAAGCAGCGGCAGCAAAAACGGCAUGGCUGACUUUUUAGGCUUGUAAACAGCAUGAUAUGCUGUUUACAAGCAAAUUAAUCACGCCAUUAAUUUGAAAAAAUAUGACCGGUGUUGCCGUAUAUUUGUGUAUAUUUUUAAAACUGAUCCACAUCAUUCGGGUUUGAAUAAUAUUUGACAAUGCGGUGCAAUACGCUGUCUUUAUGCCUUUUUCAUCAUGCGCACAGUCAUAAUUUUCAUGUUUUUUAAAGUCAACGACGGUGCCGUCACGUUUACAAAUCAGACUUGUAAAGUAAAUAACGAGUUCUGCUUAUGACGUUGGGUAUUAUUAUAUGGAUCAUUCAGCAAAUCUAGUUUAUUUAAAAAGAGAGAUCCAUUGUAUUAAACAAAUAGAUAAAUAGUAAAUAAAGCAUAGCAAUAACGGCGGAAAAAGUUUAUAAAUUGAUAAUGCGCGAUAGGAAAAACGAUACGUCUUCAAUGACCGUGCUUUUCAGCAAGGCAGUAUAUUGAAGUUGGCAGUAAAUGAUUAUUAAAUAAAUUAAGGAGUUAACGCAAAUAGUUAGUUCUAAGAUAUUCAUUUAUGACGUUGAUUGGCCGUUAGACCUCAAUGUUAUAAAUCAAUAGGGAAGAACAAUAUACCUACGGUAGUCGUGUUUUAGCAGACCUUGUAGAAAGCAUCUUGAACCUAUUUUUUUCUUAAUGAGGUCAGAGGCCACCACGACGUUACGUUUAUGAAUGCAACUUUCUAAUGUAUUUAUUUGCUCUUAAACAAAAAGUGAUUUGCUAUUGACUAAGCGUCAAGUUUAUAAAUCUAUUUUUAUGAUACAAUAAGACUGCUCUGCGCUGCUUUUGCUGCUAAAUGAUCUUGCUUUUCACAUAGAUGUAUAGACAGCAUAAUAAACUUGUUUGAUUCUUAAAAGCAAUAAGGUCAGGUAUGGAUUGGUCUACAAGCCAGUGGAUUGAAUAUCGGCUACAUAGCCCAAAAAUAUUUAAUAUAAUAAUAUGCUGUCUUCAUGGCCUGUCAGCGUUGGCAAUGUACUACAACUAAAGGUUCAGUUUUUAGAAAAUUGUACUUUUUCUGGUCAAAAAAUCAUCUGAAAGUCGUCAUCCUUUUUUUAAUAAUUUAAUGGUUUUAUUCGGGUAUUUCUGAUGUGAGCCACCCUUUAUAUAGGUGUUUAAUUGUUAUAAUUUAAGAAAAUUUAAUACAAAAAUAUUCAAAUUUUAAAAACCAAUAAGAGCGUAUUUUUUCAAGUCACCUUAAUAAAUAUCUAAGAAACAUUUUAAUUAAAAGAUAAAUUAGAAUUAAGAAUAUAAUAGCAUGUUAAAAAACAUAUAUUUAUCUAUCUAUUCAAAGAAGCUUUUGAUGUUUCGACUCUAUACUUAGAUUUUUAUAACCAGAUAAAUGGUUUCGUGUGAGUAUUGUCAAUAUUUUUGAAAAAUGGUUGGAAAUUUCAAAAAUUUUGAUUCUAUACUGCUAAAUAUAGAAUUAAAAAGCACAUAUUAAAGUCUAGACGUUAAGUUGAUAAGUAAAUAAAAAAUUAUUAUUAUCGCUUGGAGUAUUUUUGAAAACGUAAGCAUUCCAUAAUAGCAUUUUUAUUUAUUUAUCAAAAGGUAGAAUAAUAAUAAUAAUACUAAUAAUAACAAUAAAACAAUUAAUGCAAUUGAAAGAUUUUCAAUAUGAUAAAGUACUUGCAAGGAAGUUCAACUUUUAAAAUUAAAGAGUUCAAUAGACACUAAACAAAAGAAUAAUAGCAAUGUUUGCCUUAAUAAUAAUUUCAAUUUAAUUUAAUUAAAAAAAACAGUUUCCAAUCAAAUACCCUUUAAUUGUAUGUUUAAACUUAUAAUACCCUCUCUCGAUGUACGUGCCAGGCCAUACUAACUUAACUUUAGGCCUACAGUAUGAAUUUGUUGUUAAAAAUUACUUUAAAAACCAUCGUAGAACGAAAUUGUUGUCGCUUUGAAAAACAUAAUUUAAUGUAAAUAUAGGGUCUUUUAAAAUUACUGAAUUUUAAAAUUCUCUUUAUAAAACUUACGGCCUCAUAAGUAAGAGUAGUUCAAACAAAAUGUUAAUAAGUGUAAAUAUAGUCCUAAAGGGCCUAUGUGACGGCUAUAGGGCUUAAUAGGUAAGUAACUGGAAUACUCCUAGUUCAGAUCGUGUUGCAGUAGAUAUAUAGGCUGAACUUUUUGGGUGUUUUGGAAAAUAAAAUGUUUUUUUUGAGGGUGUUUUGUAAGAGGAGCAGAAGAAUUCGAGUAAAUCAUAUGGCGUUUUUGAUAAGAGAAUUUUUGAAGAGGGACGUGAGAAAUUAAAAAGAAAUAAUAAUGAAAAUAGAUCUCGACUGAAUGUCUUAAAUGCUAUACAAGGUAUCUAUAUAUAUUUUAUUUUUAAUACGAGAUGGUUAAAUAAAUGUUGAUGCAUUUUUUCUGCUGAUUAUCCUAGCAAAACCAGAAGAAUAAUUUAGUUCUUUUUCAAAUGGUACACUCGGGUUUUUUUUAAUAAAAAAGUUUAAAAUAAUAGAAUUAAUGAAGUAUAUGGUAUGUAUACAAAAAAUAUUCUAUUUCAACUUCCAUCAGCAGAAAAAAAACACGUCAACUUUGACGAUUUAUCCACCUUAAAGAAAGAAUAAUAGUGCUGUAUACACUUAAUUACCUAAAAUAUUGUAUCUAUUAUAGUUCAUUUGCAAUAGUGUCAUUCUCAUUUUUGAGCUAUUUUUUGAGUAAAUGUAUGCCUACUUAAGAAACUUUGGGAUUAGCUCUAAAUUUUAAUAAUAUAUAAUUACUUAAAGGUUGUGGCAUAAAAUCGUCUUUUAAGUGAGAAUUCUUGAUAAAAAGCCACGUUAUAAGCUACUAACAAACUUUGUAAUAAGUCGAUAAAAAUAAAUUUUAAAAAUACCUACAGUACUUGAUGUAAACGAAAAAGAAAUGUAACUAUUAUACUUUUAAAUGUAUGAUUAUUAGGGAUGUACAU